UUAUGAAGGAGUGAAAAUAGGCGACGGGAAGCAGAGUCAGAAACGUAAAUAGAAAAUUGGAGGAAAAAGAACUACGGAUGUUUUCCAAAUGUCUGAAUCGAUAUCUUUAGUUGUUUUACGUCUAGAAAUCGAAACAGGAUAUUCUCUUACCACCGAUUUAAAUUAUAACGCUCCAAAUUUUGAAGUAUUUGGUGAGAAAGACGAAGCAAAGAGCAGUUACGCCAAGGCUGCAUGUAGCUCAAAAAAAGACAUUGCUAGAGAUUUACUAAUUAAAAAGUGCCGCGGAGAAAGAAUAUUUACAGAUCUGACAAUUGAGACUUACCUAAAAGAUAUGAGUAAUCACCCAGAUCAGAACCCUGGAACAGGAAACACCAAUGUAGAGACAAAUCCAAAGAUUCAAGACAUCGGUGCAUUUUCUCGAGAAGGCUCAGUUGCUUCCAAUGUAUCCACAUCAAGCAGUGACAAGAAUUCCUCUAAAGAGGCGUGUUUCCAGCCCAUUGACGAUAGUGAGGAUGGACCGAAUCCAGGUCAGAGGGGACACCGACCCCAUAGCGGCGGGAGACCGAGGGCUACCACCCACGACUCCCCCACAAUACAGUUCUAUUCAGGGAACCCCAUGGUAGAGAGGACCUGUGGAAUUCUUCAUCUGUAUAAGGACAAUAAGAUGACGUCACUGAAGGAUGAGGUCCCCAGAAGUGAGUUGGUCUGUAUGCUAGCUGUCCCUGCCGCUUACACCAUCCAUGAUCUCGUGAAAUUCACCGCCCCCGUGGGUGAGGGUAUCGAGUACAUGCGGAUUAUCCGAGACUCCACCCCCAACCAGUACAUGGUGCUGAUCAAGUUUCGGACCCAGCGACUGGCCGACGAGUUCUUCACCACAUACAACAACGUGUCUUACAACUCGAUCGAGCCGGACAUCUGUCAGCUGAUCUACGUAGCCAGGGUAGAGGUCAUCAAGGACUCAGAGGGUCCUUGUUUACCGGUGGAGGGUCUGACCGAGCUGCCUAACUGCCCGGUGUGUCUCGACAGAAUGGAUGAGUCUGUGGAUGGUACGCCGGUCUUGACGAUUUUGUGCAAUCACACGUUCCACGUCAACUGUCUGGCUAAAUGGGGCGACACCAGCUGUCCAGUUUGUCGUUACUGCCAGACUCCAGAGGAGACGGCGGACCAAAGAUGUAUGACGUGUGGCUCUCAGGAGAGCCUAUGGAUUUGUCUGAUCUGUGGGAACAUAGGCUGUGGAAGAUAUGUAGAGCUGCAUGCAUACAAACAUUUUCAAGAGACACAGCAUACGUAUGCUAUGCAGAUAGGAAACAGCCGAGUGUGGGAUUACGUCGGGGACAACUUUGUUCACCGUCUGGUUCAAAGUAAAGGUGAUGGUAAACUGGUGGCGGUGGAGGACCAGCAAAGCUCCGAGAUGGACGGGAAGGCAGACUCGUUAUCUCUAGAGUAUACCUACCUCCUAACAAGUCAGCUUGAACAACAACGGAAGUACUUUGAACAAAGGAUGACCCAGGUGGAGAAAAGUGCACAAGAAAGGGCUGAUGUAUUGGAUGUGAAAUAUAAAACAGCGACAGAUGAUUUAGAUAGAGUGAAGGUAGAACUGCAGGCUGUGAAUAAAGAAAAACAGGGUCUGGAAAAGAAGUGUUCACAUCUCCACUCACGUCUGGCUUCAGCUCUGAAAGAUCUGCAGGAAGAGAAACAGAUGAACAAGUGUCUGCUGGAAAACCAGCAGGUCUGGCAGAAGAAGGUCACCGUGUUAGAGGGCAAAGUUCACGACCUCACACAGAACAAAGAACAGGAGAUACAGGAGCUGCGUGAACAGCUCCGAGACGUGAUGUUCUUCAUGGAGGCUCAACAGAAACUGUCCGAGACGUCUGAAGUCUCACAGACCGAGCUACAGCAGAGUCAGGUGAUCGUGGGGGGCGGGGCCUCUGGGACAAGCCCCUCCCCCCGCUCAAAGAAGGGCCGCAAAAAGGACCGCUGAGAGAGGCAGGACCUCUACACUGAAAUGUGUUUGUGAAAGAUGUACACUCUUCAAUUAAUAUGUGAAUGAUGCAUUUGCAUGUACAUACACUUAUCAUUACUCGCUGUUUGUUAAUGAUGUACACUUAUCAUUACUCGCUGCUAUAUUACAUGCUGUUCAUGUAUGUGAGUAACAAACACUUGGACACUCUUUGCCCGAUACCUCUCCACAAUCCAGAGAUCUACAGAUUAACAGGGAUUAUCCAGGAUGUCUCCCUUGUCACACUAAGCUGUGCUUUCUGAUUAUUUAAUCUUUAUGUUGUAUGUAUUGUUGAUGUCAAGUCAUUACUACACAGAAAUGCAGGACAAGGAGCCACUAGAAGCUACUACAUGUAGUUGCCUUGUUCUUAUUUUCAUAUUUUAACUGUAAGCUUUCAGCUGUUUUUAGUUCACUUAUAUUGAUGUGAAUAUCUUUUUUCACACACAAUUCAGAAUAUCGGUCAUGUUUGAAAUGGGAAAUUAAUUGAUGUUGUACAAGGUUGCAAGCAAAAACAUACAGUUGUACAAUUUGUUUUGGUCAAAGAUGAUAGUAAUGUUAAAAUCUCAUUCCAGAUGCUUUUUAUACCAACAUCUUUAUGGGGAGAUUUGUACAUAUGUACAUGAUGUAUAUUGGCUGGAUGUUUAUAAACCUACAUGGUAUGUGUUGUGAUAUGUUGAAGCUGCUUCACUGCUUAAGGAAACAGAAACAAACAGAAACUGCCAAAUAAAGUCUGUGAUUCACGUUU
Molecule: messenger RNA, 2744 nt
Organism: Magallana angulata
Lineage: Eukaryota; Metazoa; Mollusca; Bivalvia; Ostreida; Ostreidae
Product: BRCA1-associated protein-like
Exons: 14
Coding region: 89-1981 (630 amino acids)
Biological process (GO): Ras protein signal transduction; protein ubiquitination
Cellular component (GO): cytoplasm
Molecular function (GO): ubiquitin protein ligase activity; zinc ion binding
Source: RefSeq, a predicted model, not a curated record